Messenger RNA from Sphenostylis stenocarpa, 819 nucleotides. The record is from the annotation of a GenBank genome assembly. Lineage: Eukaryota; Viridiplantae; Streptophyta; Magnoliopsida; Fabales; Fabaceae.
AUGAGGCAGCUCAUGAGGACUCAAACUACCAUUUCCCGAGGGGAGCUCGGAGGACUGUGCUUCUUUGGAGACCCAUGCACCAUCGCCAACUCACUAGCCAUAAGAAAAGCAUGGGAGAGGCCAGUCUACAUGGGAGACAGAGAGCUAGGAAAAGCUCGGGUGGCUGUCACCAGUGACUAUGAGGCAUGGAGGAAUAGAAGAGGGGUGGCCCAAUCAUCCUCCACACCUACCACGAGCGCCAGAAAUGAAGGGUUGCAGGCUCAAAUUGACGCCUUGACCCAGAGGAUAGAGAUCAUGGGAGCCCAGAUGAGGGCCCUUGAAGAAAAAGAACAAGAAUUUAUCCUCACGAUUGAUGGUCUGCGAAGGCAAGGCAAGAAAAAGGAUCAUGAAAUAGAGCGCCUCAAGGACCAAUGUGCUGACGCUAACGAACAAGCUAUUCGAACAUCCAAAACUACCAGAACCAGUUCGGAUAGCCAACUGCAGGAGAUAAACGUCAAAACAGCACACCUUGAGGCCGAAUCAGCUAAGGAGGCUCAAACGAUCAAGGAGUUGUCGGAAGGGCUCCUCAAGGCUCGGUUAGACAUCUGCCAAGAGCGAGAGGCCAACAGGAGACUCACCAAAAGUCUCUCUGAGCUACGCCACAAAGAAAAAGAAGGGCUAGCUCAUGAAGAUAUGAGCCAGGCAGUCCGCAAACAAAGCGAAGCACUUGCCCGUCAUGUCCGGGAAGCUGAGAGAGAACUACAGAGGAAUCAAGACCCUCCUGUGGGUUUCUUUAAAGUUUUCCGCUUUUGCCAAAAGUUGCUUCGCAGUAUAGAAUAG